CUGAACCUUCGCUCGUGAGACAUCGGACCGACGCACUCCGAUUGUUGCGAAAUGAAGGGGGUCUUCCUGUUAUUCCUCCUAAUUAGUGGAGCAGUUGCUGCAUCCCUAGAUGUGCUAGAAAAUGAGGUUCGAGAUUUAGAUUCGGGCUCUGCUUCCGGUUCUGGCUCCGGCUCCGGCUCAGAAUCUGGCUCUGGCUCUGGAUCCGGUUCUGGCUCCGGCUCCGGCUCAGAAUCUGGCUCUGGCUCUGGAUCCGGUUCUGGUUCCGGCUCAGGAUCUGGCUCCGGUUCCGGCUCAGGAUCUGGCUCCGGUUCCGAAUCUGGCUCUGGCUCUGGAUCCGGUUCUGGUUCCGGCUCAGGUUCUGGCUCCGGUUCCGGCUCAGGAUCUGGCUCCGGUUCCGGCUCAGGUUCUGGCUCCGGUUCCGAAUCUGGCUCUGGCUCUGGAUCCGGUUCUGGUUCCGGCUCAGGUUCUGGCUCCGGUUCCGGCUCAGGUUCUGGAUCCGGUUCCGGCUCUGGCUCAGGUUCUGGCUCUGGAUCCGGCUCCGGCUCAGGUUCUGGCUCCAGCUCUCCUUCCCCUCCUGACGACCCUACCACCCUCCCUUCCCCUCCUGACGACCCUACCACGUCUCCCUCCCCCCCUGACGACCCUACCACCCUCCCUUCCCCUCCUGACGACCCUACCACCCUCCCUUCCCCUCCUGACGACCCUACCACCCUCCCUUCCCCCCCUGACGACCCUACCACCCUCCCUUCCCCCCCUGACGACCCUACCACCCUCCCUUCCCCUCCUGACGACCUUACCACCCCUUCUAGCUCCUGUGAUAAACCCGAUCCCGAAACUUGCGCCGAUCACAAAAUGAAUCCUGUUCCUUUGUGUUGCCAAGAUGAAAACAAUAUUUGCCAAAAUCAAUACUUUGGAACAUGCAAGCUGGCGUGGCAAGACAAGUGUAAAUGCGACGCCAUCCUGAGCAAUGUCUGCAGUGGAGAAGGCUGUAGCUGUUGCGUAGACUGCAGUCGUGACACCCAUAACCAAUGCACAUACAGCGGUGGUUUCUGUAGGAAAAAUUGUGGGAAAUUCGCCUAUCCUAUUGAUAAGCUGUGCGGCAACAAUGAACACUGCAGCUGCUGCAAAAAGUGUGACGAAAGCAUUUGCAAGCAACGAUACCCUAACUCGUGCACCGUUAGUGAUGAAUCCUUCUGCUCGAACGGACAUUAUUACGUGAAGGAGGCAAAUGAGAGCUGCGGCUGCUGUGUUCCCUGUUCUGCCGGCGAUACUUGUGUGUCACGGGGAGGUUAUCCUGAGAGAAAUGGGUUCCUAUGCUGGUCGGGUUAUUAUACGGAGACUGCGGGAAGCUUCUGUAAAUGCUGUCUUCCGGAAAUACCAAGUGAAUGCAAUUGGAAUGCUUCAGGACAGGUGUUUGCUGACACCGAUUAUUGCCGGGAUGGAAACUGUUUCGCGCACUUUGAGCAAAGGAAUCACAGCAAAACUCCCAGCGGAAGGGAUUGCAACUGUUGUUAUGCAGGGCUUUGCCGGCGCUGCUCCGCCGACCCCGUAUGCGUCGAAGGAAGCGGCUGCUGCACCACGAGAGGAACCUGCCCUUGCGCGGACUACGUUAACACUGACGAGUGUGAAAGCAACGAUGAUGUGCCUUGCCGUUGCUGCAAACACAGAUAUCAAUCUUGCUUCAUACCUUUCUGUGUAUACUUCAAUGUAACAAAGAGUAGUGAAAACAAGGCCUUAACCAUGAGUCCAGAAGGUUCUAACAACAUUAAUGAUUGUCUGUACGUCUUAACUAUCAUGGCUCAUGUGUUUAGGGUAUCAGAGGGUUCUGGCUGGCCGAAGGAAAGUGGCAGGGUGUACAAACACUCUGUAACUGACUUGAACAUGACCAUAUCACAAAGGAUCAGCUAUCAGUGUGACCCAGAACACACCGUUCAUGCAGGCAAUGCCCUAGUAAUAGCAAUAUCACAGUCACGGAGGCGCUUGCCCAGCACCUCUAGCCUUUUAGACUAA
Molecule: messenger RNA, 2010 nt
Organism: Penaeus indicus
Lineage: Eukaryota; Metazoa; Arthropoda; Malacostraca; Decapoda; Penaeidae
Exons: 11
Coding region: 52-2010 (652 amino acids)
Source: RefSeq, a predicted model, not a curated record